CAUGCGAAAUUGUAGUCGUAAAGUCUUCAGGUGUAAAUCGUACAUUUCCGUAAAUGUUCGGCUACUCGCGGAGAGCGUUCUUUCGACACUCGUUAACAUCGGAAUCAGUGGCGUUCGGUAUUACGCGAUCUACGGUUGUGCCUGGCAUUGCUGUGGUUUGUUCGAUAUCUCGCAUUUAGUCGUAUUAUAUCCAACGUGUCUCUUCCGUAAAAAGAAAACAAAGUUUUUAACAAAAAUUCGCGUUUCUGGUUACAAUAAAAAAAGAAAAAAAAAAGCGAAAGAAAAUAAAUCCGAUUACGUAUUUCGAUAUAACUGUACCCUUUCGUAUUUGUUCAAAGUUGUGGUAAUUUCUGUCGUUAUUCGUAAAUAUCAAGGGAAACCAUUCUCGUUCAUCGCUUUUUGGUACGUGGAAGAAAAAGAAAAAGAAAGAGAGAGAGAGAGAGAGAGAGAGAGAAAGGGAUCAUCGUUACAUCGUUUUUCAGUUCGAAGCGUAGAAAGGUGAUACCAAAAUGGCGGAAGCUCAUUCAGCCGUCGCAUUCAGUUUUUCCAUCACCCACGAAGGUUUUGACGUGAACUUUGACCGUGAGGUACUAAAUCUCGUUUGGUUGUCCGGCGUACGAUCUUGGAAAAAGAGAUUCUUUAGAUUUAUGAAUAACUUGAGGAGUGGUGUAUAUCCUGCGUCGUUGGGAAGCUUAUGGCUUACCGUUAUUAUUGUCACCGCGAUUCAUUUCGCCGGAUACAAAGUUCCUUACGAUCUCGUUGGUAAAGUUGCACCAUAUCUUUCCGGGUCUUCUAUACCCGCACACAUCGCUGGUUCGUUUGUAAUCAGCGUACUUUUGUGGUUGAUCGUCAUAUAUAUCUUACGAUACAUAUUGAAAUUGCUUCUGAUUUAUAAGGGCUGGAUGUACGAGUUAAGAGGAAAAAAUAAAAAACCUUCCAAAAUGACUCAGAUAUGGCUCAUACUCGUAAAACUUCUUUCUGGUUGGCACAAGCCCAUGCUUUAUAGCUUUCAAGGUUCGCUGCCUCGACUGCCUCUUCCUUCGGUAGAAGAUACUAUGAGACGGUACCUUCGUAGUGUCAAACCACUAUUGGACGAUGAAAAUUAUAUUCGUAUGGAAAGAUUAGCUAAAGAAUUUCAAAAUGGUAUAGGCGUGAAACUUCAACGAUACUUAAUACUUAAGUCUUGGUGGUCUACCAAUUAUGUAUCCGAUUGGUGGGAAGAAUAUGUUUACCUUCGAGGUAGAUCGCCGCUCGUUAUAAAUUCUAAUUUUUAUGGAAUAGAUGCCAUUCUCAUGCAUCCAACUACAAAUCAAGCUGCACGCGCUGCUAGCACUAUUCAUUUUUGCUUACAAUAUAGGCGGCUCAUAGAACGUCAACAACUCGAACCGAUUUUAUUGCAAGGUAUUAUUCCUUUAUGUUCCUGGCAAUAUGAAAGAUUAUUUAAUACUACAAGAAUUCCUGGUAUUGAAACAGAUAAAAUAAUUCAUUAUCAAGACUCCAAGCACAUAGUUGUAUAUCACAAAGGAAAAUAUUUCAAAGUCCUUAUUUAUUACAAAAAUAGAAUCCUUUUACCUUGCGAAAUAGAAUUACAAAUUCAACAAAUUUUGAAGGACAAAUCUGAACCAGCGGAAAGCGAAGAAAAACUAGCUGCAUUAACAGCUGGAGAAAGAAAACCUUGGGCAGAAGCCAGAAAUGAACAUUUCUCGAAAGGAGUAAAUAAAAUUUCUUUAGAUAUAAUUGAAAAAGCAGCAUUCUUUGUUGCCUUAGAUGAUUUCCCAUACGAAUACGACACUCAACAUCCUGAAAAAUUAGAUAAUUAUGGCCAAAUUUUGUUACACGGUAAAGGCUACGAUAGGUGGUUCGACAAGUCUUUUACUUUAUGCAUUGGAAGUAAUGGGAGAAUCGGCUUUAACGCAGAACAUUCUUGGGCAGAUGCUGCGGUGAUGGCACAUUUCUGGGAAUUGUUAAUAUACGAAGAAGCCCACCGAGAGGCUGAUGCACCUGUUAUGGGAUCUCUCUGGGAAUAUGUUAUUGCUAGUACUUUGGAGACAGGAUACAAACCAGAUGGAACCAACGCAGGUACUCCAGAAUUUAUACCACCAAUCCCUACCCGACUCCAAUGGGAUUUGUCUUCCAAAUGUAUAGAAUCUAUAAAUCAUUCUAACGAGAUUGUACAGAAAUUAAUAAAUGAUAUUGAAUUGCGUAUUUAUGUUCACGACAAUUAUGGUAAAGGUUUUAUGAAAGCCAGCUCAAUGUCGCCAGAUGCAUACAUACAAAUGGCAUUACAAUUAGCGUAUUAUCGUGAUGCUGGAAAAUUCAAUCUCACUUACGAGGCUUCCAUGACAAGACUAUUUCGCGAAGGUAGAACAGAAACCGUUAGACCGUGCACCAUUGAAUCUGCUGCAUGGGUCAAAUCUAUGGAAGAUAAAAAUGCAACGUUAGACGAAAAAUAUAAAUUAUUACAAGCAGCAGGACAACAGCAUCAACAAAAUUGUCAGGAUGCUAUGUGUGGCAAGGGUAUAGACAGACAUCUUUUCUGUUUAUAUGUAGUGUCUAAAUAUCUUGAAGUAGAUUCUCCAUUUUUGAAGGAAGUCUUAAGUGAACCUUGGCGAUUAUCUACGUCUCAAACUCCGCAUGGUCAAACUUCCAAAUUAGAUUUGAAGAAAUUUCCCAAUUGUAUUUCUGCCGGUGGUGGAUUUGGACCUGUUGCCGAUGAUGGUUAUGGGGUUUCAUACAUUAUUGCUGGAGAAGACGUUAUAUUCUUUCAUAUUUCUAGUAAACGCAGCUCAUUAGUAACGGAUGCAGCUAGAUUUGCACAACAAAUAGAAAAGGCAUUUGCCGAUAUGAAGACAUUGCUUUUGGAAAGGAAGAAAGUUCAACAGCACAAGAAUGGUUCUACAUAAGGAAUUUAUUUAUUGGUGCGUCAAAAGGCUAUGAAGCACACAUCAAAAACUGUUACAAAGUAUAUAUAUCAAAAUUUAAUUCUUAAUAUUUUAAAGAGUUCACAUUGAAUACAUGCAAAUUUGUACUCUUUAUUAUUUUUAUACGAAUAAUUGUUACAAGGUAACUAUAUAAUAGGGCAUUUGUAUAAAAAGAAAAGGAAAGAAUUUGCUCUUUUUCCAUCAAUGAUUUAUUAUAUUUUGCUAUGGAAUAGUUUUUUUUAUAUAUCUUUAAUGUUGUUCACAUCAAUAAUACAUUUUAACUUUUCUAUACACACUUCUUUUAUAUAGAAUUUUAAAACAGGACAUCAUAAAAAUGCUUAAAUACAUGUGCUAAGCAUUAAAAUUUUUACAAUACAUUUAAACAACAAAACGAUAAAUAAUGCAAUCGCAUUUAUAUUGAAAUCACAAAAUAUUCAAUCUUUUAUUUUCAUAUUUAUUCACAUUAAAUAUUUGCUUCGUUGAUUGCAACAGUUACAGUUUUAAUAUGCUAUUCUUAUAGUGAUUAUCAUAAUUUACCGAUACGUGACUGUCUUUAAUACAUCAAAUACUAUUCGAACUUAACUUUGGACUAAAUUGUAUUUUGAUCGAGAACUCUAUAAUAUUUAUUGCUCGUAUAAAAGAAACAAUACGAAUGCCUGAAAUAUUAUGUGAUCAUAUCAACUUUUAGUAUAAUUAAAUAUAUUUAAGAAUGCCAUAAACUAAUAUCUGCAACCUAUCAAUGCAAAAUUUUAUAAUAUUUCAUUUUAUUUUAUACUAGGAAAGUAAUGUUAUUAUAUAUAUUUUCUUUAAUACAUGUUUGUUAAAGGUAUUGUUAGAGGUACUGGUGCUCUUAAUUAAAAAUAUUUCAACGUUUGACAAUG
Messenger RNA from Polistes canadensis, 3802 nucleotides. It is a transcript of the gene whd, whose product is annotated as carnitine O-palmitoyltransferase 1, liver isoform. NCBI's taxonomy places the organism in Eukaryota, Metazoa, Arthropoda, Insecta, Hymenoptera, Vespidae. The transcript has 16 exons. Gene Ontology annotation, cellular component: mitochondrion. The coding region runs from base 510 to 2903 and encodes 797 amino acids. The record is from RefSeq and is a predicted model, not a curated record. Gene Ontology annotation, molecular function: carnitine O-palmitoyltransferase activity. Gene Ontology annotation, biological process: carnitine metabolic process; fatty acid metabolic process.